Messenger RNA from Gordionus sp. m RMFG-2023, 1196 nucleotides. RefSeq names its product protein Peter pan-like. NCBI's taxonomy places the organism in Eukaryota, Metazoa, Nematomorpha, Gordioida, Chordodea, Parachordodidae. The record is from RefSeq and is a predicted model, not a curated record. The transcript has 8 exons. Gene Ontology annotation, cellular component: preribosome, large subunit precursor. The coding region runs from base 33 to 1115 and encodes 360 amino acids. Gene Ontology annotation, molecular function: rRNA binding. Gene Ontology annotation, biological process: rRNA processing; ribosomal large subunit assembly.
AUACACUAUUAUUCACUCAUUCAUAAAUAAAUAUGGGGAAAAAGAGGAAAAAGGGUAAAUGCGCUAAGAAUGCUCAAAAUUCUGAAGGAGGUACAUAUAUAGAAGAAGAGAAUGUAAUUCACGCCCCACAUGUUCUUAUAAUUAAUCGAGGCCAUCUGCCCAGUAGGCUAAUGGAAUUAAUUAAAAAUACUCGUAGUAUAUUUGAGCCAUAUACAUCUUCGAAAUUAAAAGUUAGAUCAUCAAAUACAUUUAAAGAUUUUGUAAGCAUAGCUGGCACAUUUCAUAUUCAUCAUAUAAUUAGCUUUUCUAUGACAGAAACUGCCUACAAUAUGAGAAUUUGUCGGGUUCCCCAUGGUCCAACAUUAUUUUUUAAAUUGAUAGGUGCAACCUUAGCUAGAGAAGUGGAUCAAUUAAUCAGAAAGCCAAUAAAAAAUAAAGCUUUAUUUUCUGAUCAUCCACUUUUAAUUAUGAGUGGGUUUAAUAAGUUGGAUAUGCAUCAUAAAAUAUUAUCAAAUACAUUUCAAAAUAUGAUUCCAUCAAUUGACAUUAUAAAAGUUAAUUUGAAUAAAAUCAAAAGAUGCCUUUUAAUUAGGUAUGAUACAAAAAAUGAUGUAAUUGACAUAAGGCACUAUGCUAUUAAAGUUAAUCCAUGUGGUAUAAAUAAAGGGUUGACUAAAAUUGUGAAAGGUAAAAAAGUGCCCAACAUGUCAGAUUUCAAUGAUAUCCAUGAUUAUGUUACAAGAGAUCAAGUGUCUGAAAGUGAGAUUGAAAUUGAUGGGCCUGAAAAUCAAAUAGUAUUGCCUCAAAAUAUAUCUGGUAAAGGGAAUAUCAAAUCUCACCAAAGUGCCAUACGAUUAGUGGAAAUGGGUCCUCGAAUUAGUUUAAAACUAAUAAAAAUUGAAGAUGGAUUAUGUCAGGGAAAGGUAAUUUAUCAUCAUUACAUCAAGAAGUCUCCAGACGAAUUGUCGAGAUUAGAAGAAAUUCAUAGGAAAAAGCGGAAAUUGAAAUUGCUGAAAACGAACAAUAAACUAAAACUCAAAAGAAAAAUUGGUAGUAAAAAAAAUUCGUCCUUUAACUCAGCCAAAAAACGCAAGAAAGAAAUCGGAAUACCUUAAUAUAUUUUUUUAUUAAUUAUAAAUAGUUUAUUGAUAUCAUUAUAAUCCACGUGUAACGAAAUUUGUAAAUAAAUCAACUAU